Molecule: messenger RNA, 1487 nt
Organism: Mercenaria mercenaria
Lineage: Eukaryota; Metazoa; Mollusca; Bivalvia; Venerida; Veneridae
Product: membrane-associated progesterone receptor component 1-like
Exons: 3
Coding region: 16-612 (198 amino acids)
Cellular component (GO): endomembrane system; membrane
Source: RefSeq, a predicted model, not a curated record
UUCAAAAUUUACAAAAUGGCAGACAAUGCUGAUUCCGAAGCGGGAAGUGAUGGCAAUUUUGUAUCAAAGUUCAUGUCAGAGUUGCUUUCUAGUCCAUUAAACUUAGCACUGCUAGGUGUUUGUGGUUUUCUGUUAUACAAAAUAAUUAUGGGACAGAAAAAACAAGAACCAGCUCCGCCAAGAGAGCCAGAGUUGCCAAAACUGAAGAAACAAGAUAUGACCCUUGAACAGUUGAGAGAAUUCGACGGUAAAGGUCCAGAUGGAAGAAUACUCUUGGCAGCAAAUGGCAAAGUUUUUGAUGUAACUCGAGGGAAACGGUUCUACGGGCCAGGAGGCCCAUAUGGUUUGUUUGCUGGUCGUGAUGCCUCAAGAGCCCUUGCCACUUUUUCAAUGACUGAUGAUGUAUUUCGUAAUGAAUAUGAUGAUUUGUCUGAUCUCACAAGUAUGCAGAUGGAAAGUGUGCGGGAAUGGGAAAUGCAGUUUACUGAAAAAUAUGAUUAUGUUGGGCGAUUACUUAAGCCUGGAGAGCAGCCAAGGGAUUAUUCCGACACAGAGGAUGAACAGGGUGAGGAGAGUAAAGAUAAAACAGAUGCUGAUAAAAAAAAGGACUAAUGUGAAUGGUUCAGCAGAUUGCUUUUGGACUAGCAAUAGUGUUAGAUUGGCGAAAAAUGUGAUACAUUUAUUUCAUUUAUUUGCAUAAAUCACUUUGGCACUUAGAAAUGACCAAUGUUUAAUUGUAGAGGAUAUAUAUUUUUGUGCCCCAAAUUGCAUUUUUUUGUGGGGGGGGUGUCGGCUCUUGGAAUUGCCAAUGUCCGUCUUGUCUGUCCAAAUUUGUGUCGUGCAUAUCUCAAAAAAAAGUUUUUGACCCAGAGUCAUAAAACCUCACAGGAUUGUUAUUCAGCAUGUAAAGUUGUGCACUUAUUGUUUUAAUUGGGAUCUCACACAGCCAUACCAGAGUUAUGACCCUUGACAGUGAAAAAUACAUGUGGGUAAAAGUUUGUGUAGUAUAAUUAUGUCUUAAAAAAUAUUUCACCUAGAGCCAUGAAACUAUGUACAGUGACAGGAGGUAGGGGAGCCUGUGUCCAAUAGACACAUAUCUUGUUAAACUAUAAAUUUACUCGUAUAAAUACAGGUGCAUUUAGAUGCUGGUAACAGUAAGCACUUCUUUUACAUGAGUUCUUAACUAUUUCUUGUGUUAUAAUAUUUAGUUACUUUAAAAGGUACUUUUAGGCAGUAAAUAAAUCGCAUGAAUCGAAAUUAUUUUGUUUUCUAAAAUGUAAACAUAGAAUUUUUUAACAUUGUCAUGUUUGGGGAACAAAAUGACUAGACAAAAUUGAUUUUCUGGUCUUUGAAUUUUGUUCCAGUCAAUAGUAAUCAACAUACAUGAUUUUUAUUGACACAUAUCAUAUAGAUGGUACAAAUAUUUAAACACUUGCAUGCUUUUUUGUUUUAAUAAAUUCAGACUUCCAUCAAAUGGAGACUUUGAA